Eublepharis macularius is the source of this 504-nucleotide messenger RNA. RefSeq names its product cytoglobin-like. The record is from RefSeq and is a predicted model, not a curated record. NCBI's taxonomy places the organism in Eukaryota, Metazoa, Chordata, Lepidosauria, Squamata, Eublepharidae. The transcript has 4 exons. Gene Ontology annotation, molecular function: heme binding; iron ion binding; oxygen binding. Gene Ontology annotation, biological process: oxygen transport. The coding region runs from base 1 to 504 and encodes 167 amino acids.
AUGGCACAGAAUAAGAUGGAAAACAGAUGUGUAGCACUGACAAAUGCAGAUUAUGUGAAUAUCCGAUUCCUUUGGAAAAGAUUGUUUGAAGAAGCAGAGGAAAACGGCCGAACCAUCAUCAUCAAGUACAACCAGCUCAGUUUUUUUGAUUACCCCGAAAGCAAGCAGUACUUCAAGACCGUCCCAACUGAAGGUGACCUACAAAGGAACCCCCAGGUGGCCGUACAUGGCCGGAGAGUCAUGAUCGCUUUCAACCAAGUGAUUGAAAACAUAGAGAACUGGCAGCAGGUCUGCAAGCUGCUGGCACGCUUGGUGGACAGCCACAAGAACAACCACAAAGUGCCGCCCAUGAUGUUCCAGCGUUUGUUUCGGACAAUGCUGAAUAUCUGCCAAGACCUCAUGGGCAAUGAGCUCACCAAUGACAUGUUGGUUACUUGGGACAAGUUCUUUCGGGUGCUCUACGAAGAAAUCACAGUCGCUUAUGGUCGGAAACGCCUUCUUUAG